This is a messenger RNA of Microstroma glucosiphilum, 2617 nucleotides long. RefSeq lists its product as hypothetical. Gene Ontology annotation, cellular component: endoplasmic reticulum; membrane. Gene Ontology annotation, biological process: protein localization to plasma membrane; GPI anchor biosynthetic process. The transcript is spliced from 2 exons. The record is from RefSeq and is a predicted model, not a curated record. The coding region runs from base 128 to 2380 and encodes 750 amino acids. Gene Ontology annotation, molecular function: glucosaminyl-phosphatidylinositol O-acyltransferase activity. NCBI's taxonomy places the organism in Eukaryota, Fungi, Basidiomycota, Exobasidiomycetes, Microstromatales, Microstromataceae.
CCCCCUUGCUUAACACAACUUCCCUCUGUACUUCAUCGUCUCGGAGAGACCACAAUGGUCUCAUUAGCCGUACUCAUAUCGCCGUAGCAAAGGUCGCGCUCAUCAUAUUUGCUCAAUCAACCACGUCAUGGUAUCUCAGCCUCUGGCGGCAGCUAGGCCGUCCUACGCUGACGCAAAGGUUCUCUUCGUAUCCAACAACUUCGGAACUUCACUCACAAGGAUCAAUGCAGUGUCUAUCGUCUCAAUCGCCAGCUAUGCGCUCUUCGCUUCCCUAGUGAGGUACUCGGCAGCUCUGGCUGCGAAUACGAGCGACCACUCGGCAGGCAAUUCACUCGAGCAUUGGAUCCUCGAGGUGCGGACACAGUACCAAAGAUGUCUCUCGGGCAGCAAGACGCAGGUGUCAAUGCUGGUCGCAAUCGAGGCAGUCAUCUUCAUCCUGCCUCUUUUGCUGAGUUUGACAGUUUUCAGCAGCACUGGGACUGCCACAGCCUUGUCCCUGUUCCUCUUCGCUCUAGCCGCCGGCUUCUAUCAACAAUCGCAGCAACUUCAAUCCACUAGGUCAAAGAAGAGACGCUCUUCCGACGACGAAGACUCUGCGGACGACACGACAACAUUACACUCGCAGUCAGAUCUGCAUGAUGGGCGAGACCAAUUGCGAAACCGAAGGGCGCCGGCCAAGGCGGCUCAUCGUAGAGCGCCCUCGCGGUCUACCAAGACCUACUCCGAAUCAGACGACGACGAGCUCGAGGCCGAGCUGGUGGAGAAGAGGAGCAUACAGCAUAGGAGGCUCGCCAGCGAGUCGAAUGAGAUGCGCGUUUCGGUAGAAAGUGCAGCAGAUCAGGCAUGGAACGCAGCAAAUCCGCCGCAGAGCUGGACCGAGCCAGAGGCAGCAGGGAAAAGCGAUGCAUCGCUGUCGGGCAGUGACUUCCGGGGGCGAAGGAGAGACCCAAUAGACCGCGGCAGUGGCAUCAAAGACGCCUCACAGGAUCACGAUCCAUUCCUGACGAUCUAUCGGUCACAUAUGAUGCUCAUCACAAUAGCCUGCAUCUUGGCAGUCGACUUUCCAAUCUUCCCGAGGGAGCUGGGCAAGUGCGAGACGUGGGGAGCUAGCCUAAUGGACCUCGGAGUAGGCUCCUUCGUCUUCUCUCUCGGCGUAGUGUCCGCUGGACCAUACCUCAAGCCGACGAGACCGUCCUUGCUGUCUAUCCUCCGGAGGGACAUGACCAAGUCUUUGCCCUUGUUCGCUUUGGGCAUGAUCAGAGUCAUCUCGGUCAAGAUGACUUCCUACCCAGAGCAUGUGACAGAGUAUGGCGUGCAUUGGAACUUCUUUCUCACUCUGGCCGCAUUGCCCAUUCUCAAGACAGGGAUAGAAGCCAUGCGGAGAGUCGUGGGAGGGAGAUGGAGUACGUGGGGCUUGAUGAUUGGGUUCUUCCAUCAGAUCUUGCUCUCAUUUACCCCACUUCAGGCGUACGUCCUCUCCUCGACACCGCGAACGGUCUCCCUCUUGGCCGCCAAUAGGGAGGGCAUCUGCUCCGUUCCAGGCUACCUUUCCAUCCUCCUUCUCUCAGUAGACCUAGGCCUCUACAUUCUCCCACGGACAGAUCCGUACCAAGCCUUUCGACGGGUCUCCUUGGAGGAGGUGGAGGAACGCAAGAGACACAACAGGGUAGGUAGUGAUGGGAGAGUAGAUCUCAAGGCGAUUCAGAGCCAAGGCGUGAAGAAGGAGGGCAAACGUCUCGCAAGUCUCACGGCCAUUCUAGGCUCUUGGGCUAUCAUUUACUGGUCGCUCCACCUCUUGGUCGCCUUCUGCCUCUCCCUCUCCUUCCCAACUCUCGCUUCGGAUCUGGCGCUGGGAGAGCGAGCAGAUGGGCUGCAGAUGAAGACGUCCAUCAACUUGGCCAUAUCCCGGCGAUUGGCAAACAUGCCCUACGUGCUGUGGGUAGCAGCAUUCAACGUCUCCUUCCUCGCAGCAUACACGAGCGUCUACUGGCUCUUCCUACUACCAGUAAAGUGGUCCUCCCUCUCCGCUCAAGAGCACGACAGCAGGCACGGGCAUGGACACGGGUACGGAUCUCCGCCCCUCCCAUCUCUCCCACUCACCCCACACCUCUUCAACCUAAUCAACGAUCAUGCCUUCCCCAUCUUCCUGCUGAGCAACAUCCUCACCGGUCUAGUCAAUCUCUCACUCUCGACAAUGUACACCUCGCACCUCGUCGCCUUUGUCGUACUCGUGGCGUACAUGCUCGCCGUGUGCAUCGGCGGACCAGUGUGGAUCUUGCCGCUUGUUGGGUUGGGCGGGGUGGGGGAGGAGGAGGAGGGAGGGAGAGGAAGAGGGAGAGGGGUGAGAAGAUGGGUGGAGUGGCUUGUUGGGAGGAGGUGAAGACGACGGGGAGCAAAUGAAGACGACGGGGAGCAAAUGUCGGAGAGAUGGCUGUAAACAGUGGGUAUGACUUGAGUAGACAAAUGUGGCGAGUCAGAAGACAAUAAGAACAAAAGGUCGAAUGCAAUUUCCCAAGGCACUUAUAGACAGGUAUGAACAGUACAGAUCCAUAGUAUGAUACAGAAAGCAGGAAGAGGAUACGGUAUGCAAAUGCAAAUGCGAAUGCGAAUGCGCGAG